CCCAAAAAAAAAAAAAAAAAAAAAAAAAGUGAAGACGGACGUGAUAAAGAGGUCCCUUUUCUCUUUCUUUGUUUCUCCAUCGCUCCUCCAAUCUCUCUUUCUCUUUCUCUUGCCUUGUGGAAGAAGCAUGACCAGCUCCUCCGCUCCUUCUCGCAAGGCUCUGAGCAAGAUCGCAUGCAACCGGCUCCAGAAAGAACUUGUUGAGUGGCAGGUUAAUCCUCCCGCAGGUUUCAAACACAAAGUCACCGAUAAUCUGCAAAGAUGGAUUAUCGAAGUUGCUGGAGCUGCGGGAACUCUAUAUGCUAAUGAAAAUUAUCAGCUUCAAGUAGAUUUUCCUGAGCACUACCCUAUGGAAGCGCCGCAGGUUAUUUUUAUCCCUCCUGCUCCGCUGCAUCCCCACAUUUACAGUAACGGCCAUAUAUGUUUAGAUAUUUUGUAUGAUUCUUGGUCCCCAGCCAUGACUGUUAGUUCCAUCUGUAUCAGCAUUCUCUCCAUGCUAUCAAGCUCUACUGUGAAGCAACGACCUGCGGACAAUGAUCGCUAUGUCAAGAACUGUAGGAAUGGUAGGUCUCCAAAGGAGACAAGAUGGUGGUUCCAUGAUGACAAAGUGUAAUCAUAAUUAAUGACUAAAAUAUUGGCCUUUGAUUGGUGGGUCAAGAAAGUAGAUAGAUUGCAUUGCCUUCUGAAAGAAAGGUGGACCCCCUCCCUUUCCCCAAAACCAACCCUCUGCCCCCUGCCCCCUGCCCCCCGCGCCCCCAAAAAGGGGCAUUUCCAUUGCCCUACUGCAAAUGCUGUAAAUUUGCAAUCUCCAGUAUGUAUAGAGGAAGAGUAGUUUGUGUUUUUAGCAAAAUAGUUAUUAAGAACCUUACAGAAAGCCUGAUUGUGUUACUUGGAUAAUGUACUACUUCCUGCGUCUUAAAUCAUAAUCUUACUCUCUGAAUCUUCAUGUUA
This is a messenger RNA of Macadamia integrifolia, 951 nucleotides long. Its product is annotated as probable ubiquitin-conjugating enzyme E2 18. NCBI's taxonomy places the organism in Eukaryota, Viridiplantae, Streptophyta, Magnoliopsida, Proteales, Proteaceae. The record is from RefSeq and is a predicted model, not a curated record. The coding region runs from base 128 to 613 and encodes 161 amino acids. The transcript is spliced from 6 exons.